Drosophila mojavensis is the source of this 4795-nucleotide messenger RNA. RefSeq names its product box A-binding factor. The record is from RefSeq and is a predicted model, not a curated record. The coding region runs from base 1048 to 3804 and encodes 918 amino acids. Lineage: Eukaryota; Metazoa; Arthropoda; Insecta; Diptera; Drosophilidae. The transcript is spliced from 4 exons.
UUAUCAGUUUUCUGAUCGCUGUGGGAAUUCAGUUAAUUGUGGACGCUGUAGCAAAACGGACGCACGGCACAACCUGCAUCAAAAAUAAACAUUUCAAAGUCGAACGCGAACUCGAACUCGAUUCUCGAACAUUAUUUGCUGUUGCCGCCGCUGCGUUUGUCGCGUGAAAGUCAUUUGCCACCAGGCACUGCCGCCUGCCUCCAGCCCCACUGGCCCUAAGACAACCACUUAGAAGCUAGAAGUUUCCCCCAGAGUCUCUGUUAGCCCAAGCACAGCUGAAAACAUAUUUAAGGACCGUACUAAAAACUCAUCGAGAAAUAUUUCGUAUACGCAACGUUCUCCGACAGUGCAAUCCAAUUUCGACAAAGUCAGUUAAAUAUAACGUUUUCAGGGUGUGUGAGUGCGGCUAAGAUAAUCGUCCAUUAUUAUAUAAAUAUAAAUAACAACGAACCGUAAAAACUGGUAAAAAAAAAAACGAAAACAAACAAAAAUUAAUUCCAAAAUUAAAACGAACAGCCAUAAACAAAUCGUCAUAAAAAUAAAAAAUCGUACACAUAUAGCGCGCGCCAAUAUUGCUCCAAUUCAAAACGGCUUAGCAACAAAUGCACUGAGCACCAACAACAGCAACAACAACACGGCUUGCCAUAUAGAAAGCCCAACAAUCAAAUACAAAUAAUCAACUUCAAUAGCAGCGACAACAACAACAGCUACAACACGGGAUUAAAAAUCCAGCUACAACCACUGAGAAAACAAACAAACAACAACAACAAGAACCACAACAAAUGUGGUGGGUGCAUUGUGAUUAACAAGUCACAUACCACACCAGCACACACGCACAUACACACAGAGUGGGAGAGAUCACACACAGGAGCGUCAAGAGUUUUUGUUCAGUAUGAUUCAACUGCAGACAAGACAAACGGCCAAAUGAUUCAUCUGUCGCGCAAAGAAAGUGAAGAUCAUUAAGAAGUGGACAAGAACAAGAGACGAAAUUAAAGCGACCAAUUAAAGUGGAGCCUUAAUCAGCUGCAGUCGACGUAGCCCAAGUGGAUGUUACAGAACCGAAACAACGUCGGCAUGGCACACUUUUGCUGGUAUCAUAAAUUGGUCUUUUUGCUGCUGAUGUUGUGCUGCGGCUAUGCGCGACCAGCCCCAGCCCCAGCCCCAGCACCGGUCCCUGCCCCCGCCCCUGUUGCUUCACCCGUAUCAGCGGGCAGGCAGAGUGAGCUCAUUGCGGGCAAUGAGUUUCUCAAGUUGUUCCUCGAUCACGACGAACAGCAGCGCAGCCUGCACAGCGAUGAGGAGCUCGAGGGACCAGCUGCCGGCCGCCUGAACAGUGCCAGAAGCUUGGAGCACAAGACGCGCUACCGCAAUGCCAAUGCCCAGCACCAAGCGGAUGCGGAGGGCAAGCAGGUCGUCAAGCUGGUGACCACCGGCAGCAAGAUUGUCUUUCUGGAGGAUGCACCCGGCUCGUCGUCAACCACUAAGCCGAAGUCCAGCGACGAGGUCAAGGUGGUCGCUGUCAGUGUUAGCUCCUCCAGCAAACGUGGCAACCGCAUCAGCCGCACCCAGCCGCCCGCCUUCAAGCCCGCCGCGACGCACUCGCACCGAAGCAGUGCGCCAAGUGCAGCUGGCGUUGAUUUUGUCAAUCGCUCGCACAAGAGUGAACUGUCCAUUGAGGAGACUGAGCCACGCCUCGCUGCCGAUGUCAUGGAUGCGGAAAGCGACUCGGUGAACAGUGCCUCCAAUAUACAAAACGUUUUGGCGGCGCCAUUGCUGGCGGCAGCCGCCUCCAGCCGCUCCAGUUCGGUGGCGUUUCGUGGCAGCUCUGUCCCCGGGCGAAAUGCCACGCGCAUAAAUCAGAGAGCGAACGAUCCGGAGUCGGCGUCAGAGGCGAAUACUCAUGAGUCGGUGGGUGAUGACAAAUUGCUGCCGUUCCAGACGGUGAUCUAUCACGACACAAAGCAGGGUCACGGACCCCAGUCAAGAUCAAUAUCAUACAGCUCCAUAUCGCAGAACGUGGACGAUCUGCAUGUGCCGGGCAGCUGGCACCAGUCGGCUGGCAUCUUGGCCGAGGCGCAGCGCAACGUGAGCGACAGUCUCAAGCCCAUGCCACGUCUCGCCUCCGAGCCAUCCAAAUUCUAUUCUGUGCCAUCGAAAAUGUACAGUGUUCCAUCCAAGUUCUACUCGGAGCCAGCCAAGGUCUACUCAGAGCCAGCCAAGAUGUAUGGCCAGCCAGAAAAAGUAUAUUCGGAGCCGGCCAAAGUGUAUGGCCAACCGUCCAAGUUUUACUCAGAGCCAGCGAAAGUUUACUCGCAGCCAGCUAAGGUUUAUGGAGAGCCCGCCAAGACCUACUGGCCGCAAACUGUAACAACUGGGACGGGUACCGGUACCGGUACCGGUACGGGUACGGGUGCUGGUGUAGGUGUCGGCGUCGGUGUCGGUGUCGGUGUCGGAGUUGGUCUCAGCACGACUAGCUCGCCCACCACAACAAGAUCGUCAACAUCAACAACGGGAGCAACGACAACAACAGCAGCGCCAGGGCCAGCAACUGUGCCACCGGGCGCUCUGGCUCCCACCACCUUUGUGCCCUCGCGUCGGCCAGCAAUUGUCUCGCGGAUUGCAUUCGGCGAGGCGCAAACAACGACAACAACAACAACAAGCAGAUCCAUGGAAUCCCAGACUGCAACGAGCAGCACGCUGCCCACCGCUAGGCCAAGCACUUGGCAGCACCAUUAUCACAAUGGUCACAAUCAGCAUCUGCACCACAAUCACCACCACCACCACAACCACCAGACUGCAACGAGUGCGGGCAAUUCGCAGCCGCGUCGUGUACUCUUCAAUUUGGAUAAAUUACCUUAUGAUUUAUUGAAUGCACCGCAACCGCAGCCAGCGCGCCAUCUAUUGGAGCCAAUUUUAUCAAAGAGUUCAAUUCCAAGCGACUACCAGCAACAGCAGCAGCAGCAGCAGCAGCAACAUCAUCGUCCAUGUUGGGAGCAACAGCAACGUCAGCAUCCAUCACUGUCGCUUCAACAUUCUAAUCAAAAUGCCAAAGGAUUGCCCAAUAGAGCAGAUCUAGUCAAGUGUGUUUCCAAAUUUGCACACCAGCAUGCAUCGCCCGCAGCAGCGUCCGGCAUUAGCGCCUAUUCAUAUAGUUCCAGCUCUAGCAGCUCAUCAUCCUCGUCCUCCGCGUCCGCUGCGCCAACUGACGAUGAGACCAUGUUGCCACACUUUACAACCGAACGCGCCGAGCUCUACACACCGACCCCAGAGCAAAAUUACGAAAUUGAAGAGUCCGUAAGUGUUAUGACAAACGGACGAGCCCACGGACUGCAGGGUGGCAGCAGCAGUAGUGGAGGUGGCAGCGGCAGCGGCAGCGGCGCACUGGUCACAGCCACAACACCAGCCAGUCCAGUGAGCACAACACCAGCAUCACCCAUUGCUGCCGCCACAACACCAACAACAACGCAACACGGCCGCAAUCGUGGCCGUGAUAGGGGACGUGGUUCGGUGGUGUACACCGCCAACGCAAAUGCCAACGACUAUGAUGGCGGCGGGGAUGAAGAUGCUGAGGGCAGGGGCAACGCAGAUGAGUCGGAUGAAGAUAAAGUCGCCUAUGUAGUGGAGGGACGCAACUAUCGCAAAUAUCGCGUCGAAGAGAAAACCGACGACGGCUUCAUCGUUGGCGAAUAUGGCGUCGUGGACCACAACGAUGGCAACCUGAGCGGCGUGCGUUAUACCGCCGACUCGACCAUUGAUCGUCGUUUGAUACAAAAGGCGUUGUUGACAUUUCUGAAGCUCAAGUAGUUGCAGUUGCAGUUGCAGUUGCAGUCACAGUCACAGCUGUACUCUGGCCGAGCUGACCGAGCUGACCCAACUGCCCCAGCUGCUGCCUCAGCUGCCACAGCUGCAGCGGCAAUUCAUUUCAUACACAUGUGAUCCAAGUCGUAUUGUAGUUAGCGUAGCUUAAAUUAAUAUUAACUAGCCUUCAUUCAUACAAUCACAAUGACACCAGCUGAAAGUCGCAAUCGAACAAUCAACUGAUUUUUGUCGGUUCAGUUGCUUGGAGUGAAAGGAAUAUGCCACUUGAUUCGCAAGCAUUCAGAUAAUUUAAUAUCUAGUUACUAGUUGAACAUUGAUAAGUCUGCAUCAAAUACUCAAAAGCUUUAAUGUACUUUUUCAACAGCUUUCAUAAACUUUUACUCGUGCGCCAGCGCCCCUAUUUGUCAAUUCGAAUUGCUAGAAAAUUAUACAUUUUAUUUGAAAGCAUCAAUCAGUUUUUGCUCGUUUAAUCUAAUCUAAUUGAAUAACAUUUUCAUCUGGUGUCAUUGCGUCUUAAGUAUUCAUAGUUAGAUUGUCAACCCACGGCCACAACUCUCUGUCCUACUUUAUCCUACAUUCCCCCACAGCAAGUGUGCGUGUAUUUUGAGCUCUGUGUGUGCGUGUAUGUGUGUCUGUGUGUGUGUGUAUGUGUGUUACUCAAUUUUAUAAAUAUGUAGCUAAUGUUUUAAUUAAUUUAUUGUAGUUGUUGGUAUUAUAAUUUAAUAUAAACUUAUUUAAACUCUACACUUAAAUGGAAACAAUCGCAAAAUUUUACCUAGCAACUUGCCAUAAUUUAAUUCAUAUAACCAACUUGGCCAAGUUCCAAUGAUUUGGGCCAAUAGCACGUACGCACUUAAAUGCAUAAACUAUCCUAACUAGAGCCUAAGUAACUUACAAUGUGAAAGAUUACACAAAAAGUAUAUAUGUACAUGUACACAUAAAACUAAAAAUAAAUGAAGUACAUCAAUAAAGAACA